Molecule: messenger RNA, 8335 nt
Organism: Antechinus flavipes (yellow-footed antechinus)
Lineage: Eukaryota; Metazoa; Chordata; Mammalia; Dasyuromorphia; Dasyuridae
Gene: GCC1
Product: GRIP and coiled-coil domain containing 1
Exons: 2
Coding region: 227-2557 (776 amino acids)
Cellular component (GO): Golgi apparatus
Source: RefSeq, a predicted model, not a curated record
GAACCGGUCGGUCCGGGCUCGGGGGCCCAGGGAGCGAGGGACGCGGCGACAUCUGCUAGCUUCGUCAGUCGCCCCAGCAGCCCUCGGGGCCGGAGCUGGGAAAGCACUUGCCAUGGCGGCGUUGGCCGCGAUGACCGCUCUGCGGGAGCGCGAGUAAGAGCAGACCCCGCACCUCCAGUCCCUGCUGGGGCUCCGUGAGCAGUGACGUCACGGAGCAGCCCCUGCCAUGGAGAAGUUUGGCAUGAACUUCGGCGGGGGGCCUAGUAAGAAGGACCUGCUGGAGACCAUCGAGACGCAGAAGAAACAGCUGCUCCAGUACCAGGUCCGGCUCAAGGACGUUGUCCGGGCCUAUAAGAGCCUGCUGAAGGAGAAGGAGGCUCUGGAGGCCAGCCUCAAGGUGCUCUCCGCGUCCCACGAGGCGGAUGACGCCGGCUUAACCGCUGUCCAGCUCCCCGGCCUUCCGCUGGCCGACGCUGCGGAUGACCGGUGCUCCACUCACAGCGAGGACAGCACCGGCACUGCUACCAGUCUGGACACAAGCGCCAGCCUGACCAGCACCAAGGGUGAUCCCGGGGUGGAGGAAGAGAGACCGGCCAGUGGCCCGGCGGCCCCAAAGUCGGAGGAAGCCAGUGGGUCCGAGAGUGGCAUUAGUUCCAGUAGUGGGGAUGUGCCGGCCGGCGGAGGGGGGGACAUGGACAAACGGAUUCACCAACUGAAGACUCAGUUGGCCACUCUAACCAGCUCUUUGGCCACAGUGACCCAAGAGAAGUCCCGCAUGGAAGCCUCCUACCAGGCUGAUAAAAAGAAGAUGAAGCAGGAUUUGGAGGAUGCCGGCAGAAAGGCGGAGGAAGAAAGGGGCCGUCUGGAGGCAGAGCUCAAGGGGCUGCAGGAGCAGAUGGCGGAGACUAAAGCCAGGCUGAUCACCCAGCAGCAUGACCGAGCCCAGGAGCAGAGCGAUCACGCCUUGAUGCUGCGGGAGCUGCAGAAGUUGCUGCAGGGAGAGAGAACCUUACGGCAGGAUGUGGAGCUGCAGCUGGAGGAGACCCGGGAAGCCCUGGCUGGACAGGCCUACUCCGCCGACCAGGUGGAAGGGUUCGAGGUGCAGAUCAAGCAGUUGACCCGUGAAGUGGAAGAGCUGAAGCGGGAGCUGCAGGCUCUUCGAGAGGAGAAAAGCCUUCCGGAUCCUCGACUGGAAGAGCUUCAGGAAGAAGCUGCUCACCUUAAGAAUCAUUUCCAGACCCAGCUGCAGCAGGAAAUGAGGAAGACUGCUUUGGCAGAGGAGCAGCUUCGUCAAUAUUCUCAGAUGGAGGAACAGAGAGUAGCUGCCUUAGAGAAUCAAGUCUCAGAAGUGUCUGAACUGCUGGGUACCUAUGAGAAAGCUAAACAAAAGGACCAGCUGGCCAUUCAAAAACUAAAAGAUCGCCUUCUGCAGCUGGAUAUGGAGAAUAAGACUCUUGCUCUUGCGGCCUCUAGUCGUUCUCCCCUGGACAGUCACAAUGAGGAGACCAGCCUGGAUGUCAAUGUCCUAAAGGAUAAGAUGGAGAAACUGAGGAGACUGCUGCAGAUUGCAGCCAAGAAGAGCCAGGUGUCUCUAAAUAUGGAAAAACUGUGUGAAAUAGAGAUGCUGACAAACUCAGAUGCUGCUGAUGGAGAAAAGGCCACUGCACUCUACUACCAGCAAGAGCUAAAGCAGCUCAAAGAGGAAUUUGAAAGGUACAAAAUGAGGGCCCAGGUUGUCCUCAAGAACAAGACAACCAAGGAUGGAAACUUAGCUAAGGAACUGGAGGAAAGCCAGGAGCAGCUUGCAGAGCUAAAGGAGAAAUACAUUUCCCUUCGACUCUCCUGUGAAGAGCUAGAACGACAACACCAACAAGAGGCAGAGAGCUGGAAACAGGAGCUGGCUCAGUUGCAGCAGGUCCAUCGGCAGGAGCUGGAGAGAAAUCAGCUUGAUUUCCGGGACCGGACACUGAAGCUUGAAGAAGAGCUACACAAACAGAGGGACCGUGCUCUAGCGGUACUUGCUGAAAAGGAUUUGGAACUAGAGCAGCUCCGCUCUGUGGCUUUGUGUUCUGGGUUGCAGGGACAUAAGGCCUCAGGGGGCCAGGGCAGUAAUGGAGAUCUAAGUGACUCAACUCCAGACAGUUUGACCCAAGCUCUGCACUUGGCUGCAUCAAAUGAGCCAACUUUCUUCUUGUAUGCUGAGCAGCUGGCUCGGAAGGAAGUUGAGAUAACAUCUUUGAGGAAACAAAAGCAUAAGCUUGAGGUGGAGGUGCACCAACUUCAGGACAGGCUAAUUGUGGAGGGUGAACAACACCGAGAACAAGUCUGUACUUUACAGAGCCACAUUGAAAAAAGCAUCAGGGACCAAAGCAGGGAGGGGGCCAAUCUGGAGUACUUAAAAAAUAUAAUCUACCGCUUCUUAACCCUGUCUGACUCUUUGGGUCGCCAGCAGACACUUACAGCUAUAUUGACUAUCCUGCAUUUCAGUCCAGAGGAGAAACAAGUGAUUAUGAAACUCCCAACUAGUAGUAGCUGGUGGCCUUCUGGCAAGAGAUAAAACUCUCUGGCCUUUUCUGUUUCUAAACCCUUUUUUUAUCCUGGAGUCUGUUCUGAUACUAUAACCUCUUCUCUUACAAAUAACUGGGAUAGUGUCUGUUGUUGCUUCUGGCCCCUGAUGUUACCGCUGGCAUUACUGUGAGGCAUUACUUCUGCUCAGGGGUUUGAAACUGAAUGCCAAAGGUUGGAAAAUAUUGAAACUUUCUAAAAUAAAAUAAUUUGUUAUCCUUUGCAAUUCCCAGAGACAAUUUGGUUUCUGUAGAUAAUAAAUUCCACUGGAAAGGUAAUCCAGUACCAUCGGUGCUUUCAGUAUGAUGAGAAAAAUGUGAGGUCAAAACAGUAAUUUGUUUCUUUAUUUCCAGAGGCAGGUGGAAUUUUGGUCCACUCCCCUGGGACAUGAGACAAGUCUGGAAUGGGAAUGGUAUUCACAGGAAUCUUUCAGUAGAUGGAUGUUUUUCUCAUACAGUCCAAGUGUCUUGUGAAUUUAGGAUUUUUAGAAUGUGCCAAGAAUUUACCUGGGUGUUCCUUUGAAAAGCAGAUGUUAAAGGGAGGGAGAAAGUGCUUUGUCUGUAGCCCACAGGAUUAAAAGUGUAUUCUUUUUAUCUGAAAGACAUAGCUACAUUUUUGCUCAUCAAAAAUGAAUGAUUAGCAUAGCCAUCCAGUUAAAUCCCUUGUGUGGAGAAUUAGCUUUAAUAAAUUCAGAAAAAAAAGGAGAGAAAACCAACGUACUAGUAAAACAAUCAUUCAAAAGGUACAAUAAAAUGCCUUUCCAGGGUCACAGUUUCAAAUACUUAGGGUACUUUGAAAUUCUUGGGAUAUCCAGGGAACCAAAGGAAAGAAGGAGAGAGACUUUAGAGGUAUGAUAAGAUAUUCAGAGGAAAAGAGGGAAGGAUUGCCAUGAGAAACUGAUCUCAGUUCAGUUUUGCUCUCCUCACAGCCUAGCUUCUGGCCUGACAAUAGUCCAGUUUUCUAGUCAAGAGCUCAACUAAUCUUUAAAAAAAUUAUUGCUAUUUUGAUCUUACAUCAUCUCCAUUUUCUGUUGGUUUUUUUUUUUCCCCUCCAUUUUAAGAAGCUAUUUCUUAAAAACAGUAUAAAAAAUUAAAAAUACUUUAGUCAGACUAACCAAUUUAUCCAACCAAGCCCAAAAUAGGACUACAGAUUUAAAGCUGGAAAGAGCUGUAAAGGUCCCUAGAUCCACUCAUUUUUUUUUUUUAAUAGCUUUUUAUUUACAAGUUAUAUGCAUGGGUAAUUUUGCAGCAUUGACAAUUGCCAAACCUUUUGUUCCACUUUUUCCCCUUGUUUCCCCCAUUCCCUCCCCCUAAUGCCAGGUUGACCAAUACAUGUUAAAUACGUUAAAGUAUAAAUUAAAUGCAAUAUAAGUAUACAUGUCUUAACAGUUAUUUUGCUGUAGAAAGAAUCAGACUUUGAAUGGAAACACAUUUUCUGUGUAUCCUUAACUGGUGGUAUUUGAGGAGAUUAGGGGUUGAUGAUUUUAUUCUACUAUCAUUGCUCUUAGUCUUUUCAUCACUGUUUAGUCUGAUUUGUAUCCUUCAUAUCUCUUUCCUGUGCAUUUCUUAUUCUUCCUGUAAGUUUAUAUGUUAAAAAAGGAUUGUAAAAUGAGUGCCAAAAGCAUCUUUCUGGAUUUUGAGGGGCCUGGUGAAUUUUUCUCUUUUUGAUGGGAAUUAUUAAAUUUUUUAUGUUAGGCAGUUAUCUGGUAGAUUAUAGAAUCAUAGAGCGGAAGGAACUUCAGAGUUUUGGAGUCUAAUUUCCUCAUUUAAUGAAGAAACAGAGGCACAGAGAAAGGUGGCUGGCUCAGAGUCCCACAGCUAGUAAAUAUCUGAGGGGUCUUUUAAAUCGUUUUGAUUCAAAGUCAUACAAACUCUUAUCCACGAUACCACUUGUGCCAAACUAAAGUAGAGAUAGAUCUUUGCUUCCUGUGUUUUGAUUUAGAAAACCACUAUUAACAAUGUGUUAUCUUUUAAAUUUACUUUGUAAGACUUUUUACAUUUUCAUCUGGUUUCCCUUGGUUUUGGAUGUUUGCAGGGUUGGAUGGGCCUCAGGCAAUGAUUUUGACACCUGUACUAUUCUACCUUUGAGCAAAAAUUUUUCCAAGAUAAUAGAUUUAUAUUUUAAUAUACAUCCCAAUUUUCAAGAAGAAACUUGUUUGUGAACUCUUGUGCUGAUUGUCAGGACACACAAUUUUCCAAGUAUAAAGGAUCCAGAACUAAUAAUAAAUAUAGAUGGCCAUGAGUUCAGGAUGAGCCCACAUGACACCAGGUAUAUCAGACCUAAAAUAAGAACAAUAAUUAGCCAAGAGCAGACUUAAAACCCUGCACUUACCCUAGAACAGGGUUUCUUUACCUUUUUGUGCCAUAAAUCCCUUUUCAGGUUGGUAAAGUUUUUUAAUAUAAUAUGAAAUAACUAGCAUUAUAAAGAAAAGUAAUUAUAUAAAAAUAGUUAUCAAAAUAUUAAAAAGAAAAGUUGUUUGCUUUUAGUCUUUCAUCUAUCAGAUUAGUAGUAUUUUCCAUCAUUAGUUUGUUAGAAUUGUGAUUGAAAGACUUAAGAAUUCUGAUCAGUAUAAUGACCAAAGUUAUUUGUUUUAAUAGUAUUGUUCUCAUUGUAUAAAUUGUUCUCCUAGUUCAGUUCACUUAACUCCAUUAGUUCAUUAGCCUUCCCAAUUUUCCUUUGAGACCAUCUUCAUAAUUUCUUAACACAAUAAUUUUCUAAUAUACUUGUUCAGCAAAACCCCCAGCUGAUGAACACUCCUUUAUAUCCCAUCUUAUCAUCUUAAAAAUAACUAAAAAUAUUUUAAAAAUCUUUUUCUAGAGUAUAUUUUGCUUGGGACUAAUUCUUCUCACCCUAUCCUCUCUAUAAUUCCUCCUUCUUCCUCCCUUUUCUCUUGUAUUUCUCUGUUGAAUGAAAUGUAUUUCUGUACCCAACUCUGUGUGUAUUUUUCCUCCUUCCAUCAGUUCAGAUCAAAGUGAAGUUUAAGGGCAAGUCACUUAAUCCAUCCCAAUUGCCUCAGCCAAAAAAAAAGUUUAGAUGUCAGACAUUCACCUACUUUCUACAUGUUAAUAUAGAUUUCUACUUGUACACUUGAUUAUGUGAAAAAAUUUUCUCUAACCUACCUUUCAAUCUCCAACACUCUAUGCUGCCUUCAACCCAUGAUACACAGUUUCUUUCAAUUUUUCUUUUAAGAUCAAGACAAAAGAGAGCCACUUCUAGGUUCUUUGUCUAAGUAGAUUUCUUCUAUGACACCUAUAGUGAUGACAGGGCUCAUAAGGGACACGUAAUAUUUGCAUAUUAGAAUACAAGCAGUUUAUUCACUAAUUCCUUAUGUUUGUCCAUUGGUAUUUACUUUUUUAUAUUUCUUUCAACAUCUUUGUUUGAACUAUGCAGCUCUAGUUAUUUCAUCAGGAAUGUUGAAAAUUCCUAUUUCAUUAAAAAUUCAUUUCCUCCACUGUAGGAUUAUACUCAUUUUUGCUAGGUAAAUUAUUCUUUGCUGUAUAAAUAUAUCCUAUGUCUUCUGGAAAAUAGUAUUUUCAGCUCUGCUUCUCUAUAGUGGUGGCUGCUAAUUUUUAUGUGAUCUUGACUGUGGCUUCUUGGUACUUAGAUGCUUUUUGUUUGCUUUUGGUAUUUUUCCUUUGACUUAGAGGCUCUGAGUUUUGGUUUUGAUGUUCUUGGUGUAGUGAUUGAAAUUUAACAGGAAGGUAAGUUGAGACAAUUCUUUGCACAAGGUAACAUUAACAAAGGCAUGCUGCCUGACAAUAAAAGGAUCAGUGGGUUGCUUCCACUGAUCCUGAACAGACAGUUCCCCUUUUACAAGUUUUGGGGAGUACAGAACAAAGAACAGAACAGGAUAGAUAAUAUCAUGGAAUUGGGACAACAUGAUUAGUUACAGAACCAAGGCAUAGGCAGCAACAUGAGUAGUUAGAAAUUUGGUAAUGAGGGCUAGCAACAAUCCCCCAUGUUCUCUUGUGAGACUAACAAAUAGUUAUUAUUUGAGUACAGUUGUAAGGUUUAGAGGUAAUGAACCAGAUCCUCCUGGACAGCAAAUCAGAUAUCUUUGAAGGAUAGCUUGAGGGUACUGAUAUAUUAGGCUGGACUCCCUUUGUAUUCACACAUACCACCACACCCCCCCCCCCCUCCCCAAAUUCAGUUAAAUUCCCUGAGCCAAGAAUAGAUUAGAGAUUAGCAGAAGUGUUAGAUUUUUAAACUUAACCCAUUAUAGGCUAGUUCAAUUUCUGAACCAAGUUCAUAGAUACAUUACAAAAGAAAUUCAAAAAUGCAAACAGUUUACAUUCAUUCCCCAUUGUUCUUUGUUUUGGGUGUAGCUGCUUCUGUCCGUCCUUGAUCAAUUGAAACUGAAUUAGAUCUUCUCUUUGUUGAAGAAAUCCACUUCCAUCAGAAUAUAUUGUUAUAGAGUAUCGUUUUUUGAGGUAUAUAAUGAUCUCCUGAUUCUGCUCAUUUCACUUAGCAUCAGUUCAUGUAAGUCUCUCCAAACCUCUCUGUAUUCAUCCUGCUGGUUAUUUCUUACAGAACAAUAAUAUUCCAUAACAUUCAUAUACCACAAUUUACCCAGCCAUUCUCCAAUUGAUGGACAUCCAUUCAUUUUCCAGUUUCUAGCCACUACAGACAGGGCUGCCACAAACAUUUUCUGCCGAUUCUUUCUUAAGGGGUAUUACAUGUUAUAUCAUUCCAGGCAUUUAGAACAAUAUAGGAUGGAGAUCUGCAAGGCAAGAUCAACUCCCUCAACCCCAACCUCCAGUCUGAGUUAACCUGAGUUUGGGUCUGAGUAACAGUAGACUGCUGCUGAACUCAGCCACUAUCAGCCAGCUGGGAAGUUCUGCUGGUUCAGAGGGACAGAACUGGUUUGGCCUCCUCUGCAGGGUCAGACUGGGCUACAAGUUGGAACUGAGACUCUGCUCUGCUCCCAAUUUACACCACACAGCUCUCAUGACUUUAACUGUAAUCUCUAUGCCUGUGCUCAUACACACAAAUGUAAAAUCAUGUAUCCUCCAAGGUGUAUAUAAACACAAUUGCAUAUAUAUAUAUACACAUACACACACACACAUGCAUAUAUAAAUGCACACAAAUAUAUACACAUGGACAUACCUGCAUAUAUGUUGGGAUGUGUACACACGUACACACACAAACUUCCCUUCUCUCUAUUCUUCACAUUUUAGCCUACAUCUCCUGUCCCUGGGCCCUAUCACUGGCUGUUUCACAUUUCUGGAAUGCCUUCUCUCUCUGCUUUUGUCUCCUGAACAACUUGCAUUUAUACAGCCCUUUAAAGUUUGUAAAGGAUAUUAUGUAUAUGACCUCAUUUGAUCUUCACAACAACCUGUAAAGUAAGCAUUGUUAUUAUUCCCAUUUUGCAGAUAAACAGAGGUUGACAAAAGAUUGGUGAUUUGCCCAGGGUCACAUAGCUAGGAAGAUGUCUGUGACUUUUCCCAACCCAAUCCAGCAUUCCAUCCUACUGCUUCACCUAGCUGCUCUUUCUCUCUUUAAUUUGUAGUUCAAGGAUAAUCUUCAGAAUAUAUUUCCUAAUGCCCUCAACUUUUAGUGCCCUUCCUCCCAAACUUCUACCUUGUGUUUAAUAACUUUGGAUAUAUUUGUAUUAAGUUUCUAUUUAGGCUAUUUAUAUAUAAUUUUACUUGUUGUUUUCCUCAUUAGAACUUAAAUUCCUUGUGGGUGAGGAUUAUUUCAUUUUUGUGUUUGUGUCAUCAGUGCUUAUCACACAGUAGGGUCUUAAUAAAUGUUUAUUAUUUGAUUCAAA